This is a messenger RNA of Meira miltonrushii, 1634 nucleotides long. Its product is annotated as putative ZWF1-glucose-6-phosphate dehydrogenase. The transcript is spliced from 3 exons. Gene Ontology annotation, cellular component: cytosol. NCBI's taxonomy places the organism in Eukaryota, Fungi, Basidiomycota, Exobasidiomycetes, Exobasidiales, Brachybasidiaceae. The coding region runs from base 47 to 1546 and encodes 499 amino acids. Gene Ontology annotation, molecular function: glucose-6-phosphate dehydrogenase activity; NADP binding. Gene Ontology annotation, biological process: pentose-phosphate shunt, oxidative branch; glucose metabolic process. The record is from RefSeq and is a predicted model, not a curated record.
CAUCCAACAAUCCUUUCCUCUCUCCAGUCAAACAAAACAUUCGAAAAUGAGCGGACAACCUUCUUUCGAUAAGGAGACAAUCAUUGUCGUCCUUGGUGCUUCCGGUGAUUUGGCAAAGAAAAAGACAUAUCCUGCCUUAUUCAACCUCUACAGAUUGAACUUGCUGCCAAAGGCACUAGCAAUCAUUGGAUAUGCCCGAACAAAGAUGGACAAAGACACCUUCCACGGAAAGAUUGGCGAAUUCCUAAAAGGUGUAGAUUCAGACGAAGACAAAAAGAAGAAGGGGGACUUCUUGAACAUUUGCACUUACACAGCCGGUGCAUAUGACAAAGAUGAAGCUUUCCAACAAUUGAACAAAGAUAUGGAAGAGCGUGAGUCCAAAUUCGAGAACGGCGCAAGUCGUUUGUUCUACAUGGCUUUGCCUCCAAACGUCUUCACCGUCGUUGCAGAGGGUUUGAAGAAGAACUGUUAUUCAAAGAACGGUCACAACCGUAUCAUUAUCGAAAAACCAUUCGGAAAAGAUUUGGAAAGUUCGAGAGAGAUGAUGGGUAAAUUGAAGGAAUUGUGGAAGGAAGAAGAAACAUUCAGAAUCGAUCAUUAUCUAGGAAAAGAGAUGGUGAAGAACUUGUUGGUGACCCGCUUUGCAAACCCUAUCAUCGAUGCUGUACUCAACAAGGAUUUGGUCAGCAACGUUCAAAUCACAUUCAAAGAGCCUUUCGGUACCGAAGGACGGGGUGGAUACUUUGACGAAUUCGGAAUCGUCCGUGAUAUUCAACAAAAUCACUUGUCUCAAGUUUUGUCAUUGGUUGCCAUGGAGAAGCCAAAAUCAUUCUCUGCAGAACACAUUCGUGAUGCCAAGGUGGAAGUGUUGAAGAGCGUUCCUCCAAUCAAAGACGCUGACGUACUCUUGGGUCAAUAUACAGCCGCAAAGGGCAAGCCAGGCUACAAGGAUGACGACACCGUUCCAAAGGACAGUAAUUGCCCCACUUUUGCCGCUUUGACAUUGUGGGUAAACAACAAACGUUGGGAAGGAGUUCCAUUCAUCAUGAAAGCCGGUAAGGCAUUGAACGAGGGAAAGGUGGAGAUCCGUGUUCAGUUCAAGGAUGAGAAGAACAAGCUUUUUGAAAAUGCACAGAGAAACGAAUUGGUCUGGCGUGUUCAACCACAAGAAGCGAUUUAUGAGAAGAUCUGUACAAAGGUUCCCGGAUUGCAAAUGGGAACAAUACCUACCGAUUUGGAUUUGACAUACAAAGACCGAUUCAGCGAUUUCAGAUUACCCGAAGCAUACGAAGCAUUGAUUUUGGACGCACUCAAUGGUGAUCACAGUAACUUUGUUCGUGAUGACGAAUUGGACGUCAGCUGGAAGAUUUUCACACCAAUCUUGCAUGCUAUCGAUGAAGGAAAACUCAAGCCUGAAUCUUAUGAGUAUGGUAGCCGGGGACCUUCCGGUUUAGAUGCAUUUAUCGAAAAGUAUGGAUUCAAACGUGCCGAUGACGGAUACGAUUGGCCAAAGACAAACGUUGCCAAAGUGGCAGGAAAAAUGUAGAUAGAAGGAUAGAAAAUUGUUGUAUUGUGCACUUUUUAUAUCGUCUUUUUCGAUGAAUUAAAUAUUAAUGAUAUCUUAUCAGCUUCCC